AUGGCGGACCAAGAGGAGACUUUUGUCCUCCAGAACUCUCCAGGUGGCUCGGAUUCAAGGGAAUUACAGAGCGAUAAUAAAUCAGAGAAACAGAACGGGACUUCAAGCAAAUCCCCAUCAUCACAGACAACUUACAUUCAGCAGGUCAGUGGAAUGGAGGGCAUAAAAGUGUACCUGCACGAAAGGGAACUAUGGACGAAGUUUCAUGAGGUGGGAACCGAGAUGAUCAUAACCAAAGCCGGACGGAGAAUGUUCCCCAGCUUCAAAGUGAAGGUCACAGGAUUAAACCCCAAAACUAAAUAUAUUCUCCUGAUGGAUGUUGUUCCCGCGGACGACCAUCGAUACAAAUUCGCCGACAAUAAAUGGUCUGUGACCGGGAAGGCUGAGCCCGCCAUGCCCGGGAGGCUCUACGUGCACCCGGACUCCCCGGCCACCGGGGCGCACUGGAUGAGGCAGCUGGUCUCCUUCCAGAAGCUGAAACUGACCAACAACCACCUGGACCCGUUCGGACACAUCAUCCUAAACUCGAUGCACAAGUACCAGCCGAGGAUCCACAUAGUCAAAGCGGAUGAGAACAACGGCUUCGGCUCCAAAAACACGGCCUUCUGCACUCACGUCUUCCCGGAGACAGCCUUCAUUGCGGUUACUUCCUACCAGAACCACAAGAUAACCCAACUUAAGAUUGAGAACAACCCGUUUGCAAAGGGUUUCCGUGGAAGCGACGAUAUGGAACUGCACCGGAUGUCCAGAAUGCAAAGCACCAAGGAGUAUCCGGUAGUGCCUCGCAGUACAGUGCGGCAGAGGGUUGGCUCCAGCCAGAGUCCGUUCAGCGGGGAGGUCCAGGGAAUGGCCACACCGAGCACCCUGGGCUCCCAGUACUCCCAGUGUGAGAACGGUGUCACGAGCACCUCACAGGACAUGCUGCCCCAGUCGGGCUCCUACCCGCUGCCACAUGAGCACGGCCAAGAGUACCACUGCAUCAAGAGGAAAGUGGAGGACGACUGUCACUCCAGUGAACACAGCUAUAAGAAAGCCUAUCUGGAGAGCUCAUCCAGUGAGGAGGACCAUUACUACCGGCCUGUUGGCUACGCCCAGAGCCUCAGCCUCGCCGGUGGGCCCUACCGCAGCGAAUCCAGCCAGCGGCAAGCCUGUAUGUACGCCAGCGCUUCCCAAGGCACCGAGCCCGUUCCCAGUUUGGAGGACAUCAGCUGCAACACUUGGGCCAGCGUCUCGCCCUACGGUAGUUGUUCCGUCACCACCAUGCAGCCAAUGGAGCGGCUGCCCUACCAGCACUUCUCUGCUCACUUCACCUCAGGGUCUCUGGUGUCCAGACUGGGAGGAGUGGGAGGUCACGCCUCUCCGCAGCUGGGAGACGGCCAUCACGCGGCCAUGUACCAGAGCUCCAUGGCCCACCAGACUCUGGGCCGCCAGUGCAGUCCCGGGGCUGGGAUCCAGUCGCCAACAGCCGGCCUGCAGGGAAACGAGUACCUCUAUACGCACGGCAUACCACGUACACUAUCACCACACCAGUACCACUCUGUACAUAGUGUUAGCAUCAUGCCAGAGUGGAGCGAGAACAGCUAA
This is a messenger RNA of Acanthochromis polyacanthus (spiny chromis), 1584 nucleotides long. It is a transcript of the gene tbx5a, whose product is annotated as T-box transcription factor 5a. Gene Ontology annotation, biological process: regulation of transcription by RNA polymerase II; pattern specification process; cell fate specification. Gene Ontology annotation, cellular component: nucleus. Gene Ontology annotation, molecular function: RNA polymerase II cis-regulatory region sequence-specific DNA binding; DNA-binding transcription factor activity, RNA polymerase II-specific. The record is from RefSeq and is a predicted model, not a curated record. NCBI's taxonomy places the organism in Eukaryota, Metazoa, Chordata, Actinopteri, Pomacentridae. Bases 1 to 1584 code for a protein of 527 amino acids. The transcript has 8 exons.